AUGCCAAUUUCAACAACAUUCAAGACUGUAGUUAUUGCCGGAGCCACGGGUAACGUUGGUUAUCCGAUCGCUGAAGCUUUUUUAAAUGAUGGAUCAUAUAAAAUUAAGAUUUUUCGUAAGAAACCCGAAAAUAAAAAUGAGAGAGCCGAAUUAUUAGCUUCUAAAGGAGCCGAAAUUGUCUAUGUGGAUUAUACUCAAAAGGAUGAUUUGGUUAAAGCACUCAAGGGAACUGAUGUUAUCGUAAGUGCUGUAAAAGCCAUAAGAUUCAAAAAGACGAGUGGCGAUUUUUAUAAUAUUCAAUUACCAUUGUUGGAAGCUGCUAAAGAAGUUGGUGUGAAGAGAUUUAUUCCAUCGGAAUUUGGUGGUGAAUAUACUACCGGAUUAUUCCAAGAAUUUGUUGAAAUGUUAGGAUUUGAUGUUAAAAAUAAGACAGCUACAUUUUACGUGGAUGGCAAUUCAAAAAUAUAUUCCACUUCUUUAGCGGACAUUGGUAAAUAUACCGUAGAAUCACUUAAAUUACCCGAAGCUCGUAAUGCUACUAUUAGAGUAGCUGGUUCAACUGAGACAUUUAACGAAAUUCUUCAAAUGUUUGAAGAAGCUACUGGUUCAAAAUGGAAAGUUGUUGAAGAUAGAGAAGUUCGAUAUCGAUUCCGUAACAAAAUCGAACCAAUUCCAUCAACUGCCGAUGAUUUUAGAGUUUUCGUUUUCGAAAGUUCUAUACUUAGUAAAUUUGAUAAAGUGGAUAAUGAUAAAUUUAAUUUUACUCCUCAUUCUCUUACAGAACAAAUUAACAUCAUAGCGAAAAAUGCAUAA
Diversispora eburnea is the source of this 813-nucleotide messenger RNA. The record is from the annotation of a GenBank genome assembly. NCBI's taxonomy places the organism in Eukaryota, Fungi, Glomeromycota, Glomeromycetes, Diversisporales, Diversisporaceae.